Molecule: messenger RNA, 4526 nt
Organism: Cynocephalus volans (Philippine flying lemur)
Lineage: Eukaryota; Metazoa; Chordata; Mammalia; Dermoptera; Cynocephalidae
Gene: PFKFB3
Product: 6-phosphofructo-2-kinase/fructose-2,6-biphosphatase 3
Exons: 16
Coding region: 317-1861 (514 amino acids)
Biological process (GO): fructose 2,6-bisphosphate metabolic process; fructose metabolic process
Cellular component (GO): cytosol
Molecular function (GO): 6-phosphofructo-2-kinase activity; ATP binding; fructose-2,6-bisphosphate 2-phosphatase activity
Source: RefSeq, a predicted model, not a curated record
GAGGCACGCAAGGGUGCCGGGUGGCCGGAGCGCGGCUGUCACUGCGCCCGAGUAUCCCGGGGCUUCCCGGAGCGGACGAGCCGACCGCGCGGGGCAACCUCAUCCCCGCGCCCCUCGCAGCGCCCGCCGAGCCCCCGCACGGGCGAGCGUCCAGGACUUAGCACAAAGCACGUUUCCCCAAGCAGCGCAGGGGGCGCCCGGCCGCGCGCCGGCGCACGUACCCCCUUUCCCCUUUGUUCCGAGGGUCGGCGGCCUUUCUCCUCCCCACGUCGCAAUCCCCGCCCGGCGUGGCGAGCCGCCAAGUGCAGCUGCGAAGAUGCCCUUGGAGCUGACCCAGAGCCGGGUGCAGAAGAUCUGGGUGCCCGUCGACCACCGGCCCUCGUUGCCCAGAUCCUGCGGGCCGAAGCUGACCAACUCCCCCACGGUGAUCGUCAUGGUGGGCCUCCCUGCCCGGGGCAAGACAUACAUCUCCAAGAAGUUGACCCGCUACCUCAACUGGAUUGGUGUCCCAACAAAAGUGUUCAACGUGGGGGAGUACCGCCGCGAGGCCGUGAGGCAGUACAGCUCCUACAGCUUCUUCCGCCCCGACAACGAGGAGGCCAUGAGAGUCCGAAAGCAGUGUGCCUUAGCUGCCUUGAGAGAUGUCAAAAGUUACCUGACAAAGGAAGGGGGACAAAUUGCAGUUUUUGAUGCCACCAAUACUACACGAGAGAGGAGACACAUGAUCCUUCAUUUUGCCAAAGAAAAUGUUUUCAAGGCGUUUUUCAUCGAGUCUGUGUGCGACGACCCCACGGUUGUGGCCUCUAACAUCAUGGAAGUGAAAAUCUCCAGCCCGGAUUACAAAGACUGCAACUCGGCAGAAGCCAUGGACGACUUCAUGAAGAGGAUCAGUUGCUACGAAGCGAGCUACCAGCCCCUCGACCCCGAUCACUGUGACAGGGACUUGUCGCUGAUCAAGGUGAUUGAUGUUGGCCGGAGGUUCUUGGUGAACAGAGUCCAGGACCACAUCCAGAGCCGGAUCGUGUACUACCUAAUGAACAUCCACGUGCAGCCGCGCACCAUCUACCUGUGCCGGCACGGCGAGAAUGAGAACAACCUCCAGGGCAAGAUCGGGGGCGACUCGGGCCUGUCCAGCAGGGGCAAGAAGUUUGCCAGUGCCCUGAGCAAGUUUGUGGAGGAGCAGAACCUGAAAGACCUCCGGGUGUGGACCAGCCAGCUCAAGAGCACCAUCCAGACGGCAGAGGCACUGAAGCUCCCCUACGAGCAGUGGAAAGCGCUCAACGAGAUUGAUGCGGGUGUUUGUGAGGAGCUGACCUAUGAGGAGAUCAAAAACACCUACCCUGAGGAGUAUGCGCUGCGUGAGCAGGACAAGUACUACUACCGCUACCCCACAGGCGAGUCCUACCAGGACCUGGUCCAGCGGCUGGAGCCGGUGAUCAUGGAGCUGGAGCGGCAGGAGAACGUGCUGGUCAUCUGCCACCAGGCUGUCCUGCGCUGCCUGCUGGCCUACUUCCUGGACAAGAGCGCAGAGGAGAUGCCCUACCUGAAAUGCCCCCUUCACACCGUCCUGAAACUGACACCCGUCGCCUAUGGUUGCCGCGUGGAAUCCAUCUACCUGAAUGUGGAGUCUGUGAGCACACACCGGGAGAGGCCAGAGGAUGCAAAGAAGGGACCUAACCCGCUCAUGAGACGCAAUAGUGUCACCCCACUAGCCAGCCCCGAGCCCACCAAAAAGCCGCGCAUCAACAGCUUUGAGGAGCAGGUGGCCUCCACCUCUGCUGCCCUGCCCGGCUGCCUGUCCCCGGAGGUGCCCACUCAGCUGCCUGGACAACCUUUGCUAGGGAAAGCCUGUCUAAUAUGAAAGUCUCCCGGAGCGGCGCCGACUCCUCCAGGACACCCUGAAGCAGUGCAUUGAGUUCCAUUCCAUUUCCAUUUCUGCAGCUUAGCUUGUGCCUUUCCACCUACCGAGGCCAAAAUGAUCCCAAGGACUUCUGGAGUGGGGUGGGUGGAGUAGAAGGGGGGUCUUGCUAAUUGAAUGGAACCUGUGCACGCUCCCCCUCCCUCCCUCCCUCGCCCACCACACUUCCACAGCCUGAGGGUGGCUGGGACUUCAGGAAGCUGUGUGGAUCUGUGGGGUCCUCUGCUCUUGGGUCUUCCAGCGGUGUCUAACCUCAGAGACCACCGCCCCCCGAGGCUUGGAUGAUUAGUAGCGGAGGAGGUGACGGAGGGCCCUGCAGAGGGGGCGCCGCUGUGCGGUUUUACUUUGUUUGUUUCUGUGAUCUUGGCCUGGCAUGUUGGUAGCCAGGGAGAUGACACAGGCAGGAAUCCUAAAAUUUAGGACAGCUAGGUCCUGGUUGCUGAAGGUCAAGGGAUGUUUAACCAUGUCCAUAAGACUCCUUGUGCAUGCUGGCCCGGGAAGACACCUUGAACACAACAGCCUUGGAAAAGUGCCGGAGGGUCCUCUUCUCCCGAGAAAUCCUUGAGCUGCAACUGCCUGUCUGCGAAGCAGUCACACCCUGGCUCUCCCACAUGUCCACACGCCUUCCAGGCCUGUGUUCUGCCCCUGAAGAAGACAUCAAAGGACAGAUGAGCUGUGCAGGUGAAAGAAAGUGUUCUGAUGAAAUACGGCCGCUGGGCACCCAUCUCCUGGGGAGCUCUGUGGUCCCUCUGCUCUCCUGCCUGGACUUGGAGGCACUGGAGAGAAUCGGUCUUGGGGCUGCUUGUUUUUGCACUUUUCUCAUGCAGAAGUAUGACCUGGAAGUCACACCUUCUCUUCGGGAACAUUGCUGUUUGGGGUUGAUGCCCUUGGGGCUUGGGGGCUUGGAGGAUGUGGGGAGUUGGGCGUGUCCAAGAGGUGGGCAGUGUCCGAUUCAUUGGGAUCUCUGUGAGACUGAUUCUGCGGGGCACCGUAGAGGAGAAGAACCCCGGCUUGCUUCCUGCAGGACCAGCAUCACUGCCCACGUUCCCCAGGUAGAGACAGUAGCCAUGCAAGGCCUCACUCCAGGCCGCUUCCUUCAAGAGGGUGUCUGCAUGUUUUGUCCGGUGUCUGGAUACCUUGGGGUGUUCAGAAGCGUGGAGCAUGUCCUUGGCUUCCCUCUGUGGCAGCUGUGAUGUUUUUGCGGGUGUUGAAAGCAGGGCUCAGGGGACAGGUGUUCUCAGGACCUGUCGGUUUCUCCUUGUUGCCUCAAAACACUGGGGGUGGAGAGGGUGUCCUGUGCCCAGAAGGAGCAACUUGGAAGCUCAGCAGAAUAUGUCCAAAUGACCCUCUUAAAAAUGUCUCAAAGCUGGUGCCAAAGGUCACUUUUCUUUCCUGCCUUCUGCUUGUGAGACCUGAGACCCUUCCCCUCCUGGCUCAUGGGGGUGUCCCAGGUGAGGGUGGGGGGAAUUAAGACACCUGAAGCUGGGAGUGGCGAGAAGAGCUAUUUUUGUUUGUUUUUUGAGAGGAGCUUCUACAGAAUGCAUGUUUCCUGGAUGGGGAUUAAGGGGAGUGGGGACAUGCUUCAGAUACCAUACAGUCUAGUUUGUGGUUUUCACACUGGACCAUUCCCAUGUGACCCCCUUCAAUUGGCUGUCUGCUUGAGAGGAUGUCUAUGUGUACAUUCCUGGGCAGCUUGAGGCUUGGACUGUUGUCUCUCUAUCCCUGUAUCCUGAGUCAUGUGUGUGUGUGCAUGUGCGUGUGUGCCGGUUGGUUGUAUUUUUAGACAAAAGGGCCUGCAGCUUUGCUCUUGAGAACAGUUUAUGUCCCACUCUCUGGCCUCAUCCUCUCUGUAGCUGUCGGAGUUGACUCUUUGAAUGUGGACUCUUCAGUCUGAUCCAGGGAGGGGCUCCAUGAGGCUGUGUCCUCUCUCACCUCUGACUCCCUGAAAUCGAUAUGUAGACAAAGGUUUUGCCUAACUUAAGACUUUAGUUUAUAAGGGCCUAAAUGGGGAGAGAGAGAACCUAAAUAUGGACAGGAGGGGCGAUCUUGGAGAAAGCAGAGCACUGCUGAGUUUGAAAGCAGGUAGUCACCCGACGCUGGAGGAGGCAUGGGAUGGAGGGGCUUGAGCUGCAGUCUUGGAACUUUUGCUUCCUCUGAUUCCCCCCCCCCCCCAAAAAAAAACCCGGGACCAAUGUUUUUAACUUUGGAUAUUUGUUUUUGGGUGGAUUUCCUUCUCUCCUUAUUCUGUCCUGAGACCAUGGGCAAAGCUCUGCAUUUUGGGGGGAAAAGAAAAACUGUUUGAACCACACCAAUGAUAUUUUUGUUUGUAAUACUUGAAAUUUAUUUUUUUAUUAUUUUGAUAGCAGAUAUGCUAUUUAUUUAUUUAAUAUGUAUAAGGGAGCCUAAAAAUAGAAAGCUGUAUAGAUUGGGUUUAGUUGUUCAUUGGCUUGGGGGCCUUUUAUGUGUGACUUAUGACUUCUCUGUGUUCUGUGUUUUUGUCUGAGUUGAUGACCUGGAUGAAGCUAUGCUAGCUUUCAAACAGGGGAUGCCUUUCAGAAAUUUGUAUAUUUUGCAGUUCCAGACCAAUAAAAUACCUGGUUGAAAUACA